This is a messenger RNA of Prunus armeniaca (apricot), 534 nucleotides long. The record is from the annotation of a GenBank genome assembly. NCBI's taxonomy places the organism in Eukaryota, Viridiplantae, Streptophyta, Magnoliopsida, Rosales, Rosaceae.
AUGAGUAAUAUGUUCUCCAUCAAACAACUAAUCACUGAUUUUGCCCACGAGACAAGCCUCGUACCAGCUAUGGAUGCGGCAUUUCUAGUUCCUUCCUUGCUGAUUUUUGAUCUUACAUUCACUACGGUCGCUUUCUCUAUAACCGUAUUCCUUCUAGCUCUAGUUUUCCAAGCUUAUCUAGCUGUUGUUUGGAACUUAGCACUUGUUUCAGUACUCGAAAAAAUAUGUGGGAUCGAGGCACUUGGUGUUGAGACUUAUCAAAGGAUCAAGCGGCACGGAUUUUCCCUAAAUAUUUUGUUUGGAGCACUCUCUCUUUCUGUGUUCUGUGGUGUCCUUAUGUCAGAAAAUGCAGCCAUGAUUCCAUUGCUCCUCUUGAAUUCCAUGUACUGCCUGAUCGAGAUGUUUAAGCUAACGACAUACACAGUCCUCUAUCAUGAGUGCAAGGAGACUCAUGGAGAAGAGCUUGAAAUGCAAGAAGGCACUAAAUAUACUAAAGUGGCUUUUACCCCACUUAUCAGUGCAGAUGCAACAUGA